Ceratotherium simum simum (southern white rhinoceros) is the source of this 2557-nucleotide messenger RNA. It is a transcript of the gene CDSN, whose product is annotated as corneodesmosin. NCBI's taxonomy places the organism in Eukaryota, Metazoa, Chordata, Mammalia, Perissodactyla, Rhinocerotidae. Gene Ontology annotation, molecular function: protein homodimerization activity. Gene Ontology annotation, biological process: skin morphogenesis; cell-cell adhesion. The record is from RefSeq and is a predicted model, not a curated record.
GUGUCCACGAGCUGCCGUCAGUCAGAAGGUCGCACAGUCCAAGAUGGGCUCCUCUCGGGCACCCCAGAUGGGGCGUGUGGGAGGGCAAGGGAUGAUGGCAUUGCUGCUGGCUGGUCUCCUCCUGCCAGGGACCUUGGCUAAGAGCAUUGGGACCUUCUCAGACCCCUGUAAAGACCCCACUCGCAUCACCUCCCCCAAUGACCCCUGUCUCAUUGGGAAUGAUGGCUCCAGUAGCUUCAGUAGCCACAGUGGCUCCAGCAGUUCCAGCAGUUCCAGUUCCAGUGGCUCCAGUGGUGGCUCUGGUGGUGGCUCCGGUGGUUCCGGUGUCUCCAGUGGUGGCUCCAGCGGAUCCGGUGUCAUCCAGGGUGGUUCUUCAGGAUCUGCGUUACUUACGCCAGGCACAGGGUAUUCCCAGAUCAGCCACUCCUCCGGUUCUGGCUCUGGUCUUCAGGGUGCAUCCAGCUCCUCCCUGUCGGGCAGCAUCAGGCCCCCAUCGGGAAGCAUCAACUCCCAACCAGGGUCUGGCUCAGCUCUACCAACCGACGGUGCUUCUUCCCGCUUGGGAAGCUCUUCCCAGUCUGGAGGAGGCUCAAGCUCUUCUGUUUCCCAAACCUCCCGGAUAUCCAGCAGCGGUGACCAAAAGGUCAACUCCAACCUGCGCCCCUGUAGUUCAGAUGUCCCUGACUCUCCCUGCAGUGGGGGGCCUGUUGUCUCGCACUCCAGCUCCUACAUCUCCAGCUCCCACUCUGUGUCAGGAGGUCAAAGGCCUGUGGUGGUGGUGGUGGAGCAGCAAGGUUCUGGUGGCCCCAGAGGGGUUCAAGGUGUCCCCUGUAACAAUGGUGGCCAUUCAGGCAAGCCCUGUCCUCCCAUCACCUCUGUAGACAACUCCUACGGCAGCUAUGAGGUGGUAGGUGGCUCCUCUGACAGUUACCUGGUCCCAGGCAUGACCUACAGUAAGGGCAAAAUCUACCCUGUGGGCUACUUCACCAAAGAUAACCCUGUCAGAGGCUCUCCAGGGGCCCCCUCCUUUGCAGCUGGGCCCCCCAUCUCUGAGGGCAAAUACUUCUCCAGCAAUCCCAUCAUCCCCAGCCACAGCUCCUCUAGUUCCAACAUCUACCAGUCAGGAGCUUCCCCGGCCAUUGUGUUCCAGCCCGUGGGCUCUGGUGGGGUCCAGCCCUGUGGAGUCGGCUCCACAGGCGCUAAGGGGCCCUGCUCCCUCUCCAUUCCUGGAGUCUACAGCAGUUCUAGCCUUUCCAGCAGUUCUGGUUCAUCCUCCCAUCCCUGUGGCGGUGUUUCCCAGGGGCCCUGCUCCCCACCAGGCACUGGCUCCUCCGCUGGCAGCUCCAGCUCUCAGUCCAGUGGCAAAACCAUCCUUCAUCCCUGCGGCAGCAAGUCCAGCUCUCCUGGUCACCCUUGCAUAUCUGUCUCCUCCUCAACAUUGAGUGAGGGUCCCAAUGGCUCUCCCGAACCUGAUCCCUCAGCUGGUGCCAAGCCCUGUGGCUCCAGCAGCUCUGGAAAGAUCCCCUGCCGCUCCAUUCGGGACCUCCUGGCCCAAGUGAAGCCUCUGGGGCCACAGCUGGCUGACCCUGAAGUUUUCCUACCCCAGGGAGAGUUACUUGACAGACCAUAAGUCAGCUUUUAUACACGCACAUGUACAGGCAUACACACACGUACACACGUACUAUCUCCCAGUUGAGAGAAGUCCAGGGGCCCAGGCAUUGGAUUAGCUCCCUUUCCCUCCUCCUUCCCAAGAAGCUGCUCUAUUUCCUCCAUUGCUCCAAUGUGGCAGACUCUCCCUCAUCACCUCUUCUUUCUUCAUCUUCCCAAACUGUAGAUUCCAAAUCUCUUUCCUUAUUCUCUCCUAUCGCUUAGAUUCCCAUUCUCCCACAGUGCCCUCCCUGCCAGAUAACCACGCCCUAAAAUUUCCUUUGCCAUUUCUUUGAGAUGGUACAGUCCAUUGGCUAACCCUGCCCCUUCAGAUUCUUGACUGGGAAACCCCUGUAAUGUCCCAGAGUAACUCUGAUGCCUACACACGUCAUCCCCUCCCCUCCCCCUUUGCCAAAUAAAGCAUAGUCCAAACUAUUAUCUGAAAACAAUGACCUCUCUUUGCCAUCUGGCAACCAGUGCGAUAUGCCGUUGGGUUCUCACACUCCUGGUUCCACUCCCACCCCCAUUAGAGAACCACAUUCCUCUGUGAGUUCCAAACACUCCUCCUUUCCUCUCAAGGUCUCCAUCUCAGUCCCCCUUUCUGGCUGCCACUUCCCUCAAGGCUCGGAUGCUUCCUUAUGUGAGAGAGGUACCAGGGAUCUGCAGAGACUGCAGGCUCCCUGCUCUCUCUGGAUCCUGGACAAAUGUCUCAAUAAACUGUGUGAACUAGAUGUAGACUUUUUGCCUUCUUGGAGUCCCAGGUCUCCUCUUAGGACCUGGGUGAUGCUCUCCUAUGCCUCUAGAGGUCCCGUGUCUCUCAUUUUCAUUCAUAAUUUGGCCCAGUAUUUCUCUUAUACCUUACAGCUCCUCCCACAAAGGAGGAAGACAAUAAAUAUUUGUUGAACUGAAA